CCUUCUCAUCCAAAACCAAUUCAACUUAUCAGGCGAGACUGAAAAGCCUUGCAGCACACUCGUAUCCUAAGUGGUAUAGAUAGAUUCUGGGAAUGUUGGCAUGGUAACAGUUGUAUUCCCCUUUGUCACCAUCAAAAUAAAUGGGUCAUGAGACGUACUAGUUGGAUAAACUACUGCUGAAAAACGUAAAUUUCCGUUGUCGAGCGCUGAAGCCACUUCACACUUCACUGACGCUGACUCAGCUGUUCCACAGCGCUGCGCAAACCAGUUUGCAGUCACAACAACCAGACAUCAGAAGGUUAAAGUACACCGGUCCCUCGGUAUAUGGAUAAAUUGUGGGUCAGAAUAUUGUCGAUAAUCUGACAGGACGAAGUUGCAGUUUGAUUCAUCAGCGAUAUUAGAGAAUUGACAGGAAACUGUGGCUCAGGUGAUCAAUUCUACGGGUUUUCCCACCAGGAUCUGGGACGUUUGAAAAAGGGGUCCAUGUGAUGCGCACAGUGAACAUCGCCAUCAGUGACUGCAGUUCCUCUCUCCAACACUCUGUGCACUCUACAAGCAGGAAGAGGCAUACUUAUUCCUUGGAAACAAGCGGGAUGGUUAUCACAGCGAAAAAUUAAACAUCCUCACCACUCCUUCACGGCUGCUCGAAAAUUAAACCAAAGGAUAAAGCGCGCUUGGUUCAUAAGGACAGGUCUGGCAACAACGUCUCUUGGUCAAGUCACCCCGAAUGAGAGGUCCUUAGUUCUGUGAAAGGGAGAAUUUGAAUCUACUACAAUGAAUUUUGUAAUGAAAGCUGCGAUGGGAGGGGCUGGAAAGGAUGUGGGUAAGAUGCUGGGUGGAGAGGAAGAAGAGAAAGAUCCUGAAGCUGAGAAGGAGAAAGAAGAAGAGAGACAGGAGGCUCUGAAGCAACAGGAGGACGAGAGGAAGGACAAAUAUAACAAGAUGGAGGCAGAGAGGGAGAAAGUGCGACAGGGUAUCAGAGACAAGUAUGGCCUUAAGAAGCGUGAAGAGGCAGAAGCUGAGGCCGCAGCAGCAAUGGAGCAGGCGUCUGAGGGCUCCCUGACUCGUCCCAAGAAGGCUGUACCCUCAGGCUGUGGGGAUGAUGGGGAAGAGGAGGAGAGCAUCAUGGACACAGUGAUGAAGUACCUCCCCGGCCCACUGCAGGACAUGCUCAAGAAGUAGCUAGUGCCAAUCAGCUGCGUCUGACCUGACCUGCCCCUCAACCCCAUCCCUGCAUCAUUAAUCUUGCCGGCUCCUCACACACGCCACCACAGCAGAACAGAACAGAUGGUAACAGCAGUUUGGCUGUAGGAUGAAACACCAAUAUGUCUGCUCCGGUCCCAUUUUUCAGUGGCAUAAAUUAUGAGAUAUACUGGCAAACAAACAUAGUCUUUGUCCCAAUAUGCUAACCAAACCUUGUGGCUAUUGUUUGCUUCAAGAUAAGCAUUCAUCUUCAAAAUGACUCAAGAUAUUGAGCAUGCCAUUUUAGUGUUUGUUCAUUCAUCUUCAAAAUGACUCAAAAUAUUGAGCAUGCCAUUUUAGUGUUUGUUCCUUCCAUUUGACCACCCGAUUAGUUGAGUGCCAGUAGUACUGUGGAAGAACCUGAAGGCCUGUUGUAUGCCUGCAUUAGUCAACACUCUUAGUAUUCACUCUAUGCUGAAAUAGUGAGCAACUAAACUGCUAGCUUGAAAUGAUGGAGUCCACCUUGGGCAGUUCACUUAAGUGACAUUAAGCUUGAGAUAUUUUAAAUCUGCGAAUGAAUGUGCACUUUUCUUUUCGUCUUCAGGAGAAAUAGUGCACUCACACAUAUACCCCAUCGUAACCAUUUCUCCAUUGGCAGAUUUGUAAAUACUCUCUAGGUAACAAUAAUAUGUAUACGUUAUGUUUUUAACAGUAUCCAUAAAGAAUAAAGGAAUAGUCUCAGAAUAAAAGCCAUAUUUUAUCUUUGAGGGAAGUCUCAACAUCAUACUCUCAUGUUAUCCUGGGUUGUCGCAUUAUUUCUAAAAUUUAUAAAUGCUGUACAAGCAUUAUGUAAACUUACAUGCGUUUAAACCCACACUUUUCUACUAUCGUUUAAUUUUUUAUUCAUAAGAAAAUUGAGAAAAGAAAAAAGGAAUAUUUGUUCCUGCAUGGCACUGUAAACUUCAUUGUGAAUAUGUGUAGUAGCUCUUAAAUUUCCCUUUUUCUGUGGAACAUUUAAAAAGAAAAAAACUGUUGUAUAAGGCAAUAAUUUUCAUCAUUUUGUGUGCAACUCCAUAAAACAAUGAGCUGAUAUGACAAGAAUUCAGUUUUUUUUUUUUUAAAGCUUCAGACUUACCUAGUCUCAGUCAGGAGCACCAGUUUUCAAACACUUAAACAUCAAGCCUCAAUGCAGUUCAUAUGUCCAAAACCUCAAGUACAUCGUUGAAAUUAAAAAUCCAAUAAUAAACACCAAAAAAAAAAGGCAAGACUGCUGGACCUCCACUUAUUUCAUCAUGCAGGAUGAAAGGUACUUAACCAUCUUUUGUUUGUGUUUUGCAAAACACUUUGUAUGAACCAAAAGUGACAAAGAUAACGCACUGUUUCUAACAAAUGUAUCUUUCAGUUGGUUAUUGAAUGUUAUGAGCAAUAAAAGGAUCAUCCUGUAUGCUUGGCUUAUGAAAGAAAAUAAAAAGUUUACUGACACUAAA
Molecule: messenger RNA, 2669 nt
Organism: Clupea harengus (Atlantic herring)
Lineage: Eukaryota; Metazoa; Chordata; Actinopteri; Clupeiformes; Clupeidae
Gene: cplx2a
Product: complexin 2a
Biological process (GO): neurotransmitter transport; synaptic vesicle exocytosis; regulation of neurotransmitter secretion
Cellular component (GO): SNARE complex; terminal bouton
Molecular function (GO): syntaxin binding
Source: RefSeq, a predicted model, not a curated record